Messenger RNA from Gymnogyps californianus (California condor), 2561 nucleotides. RefSeq names its product hepatocyte growth factor-regulated tyrosine kinase substrate (gene HGS). The record is from RefSeq and is a predicted model, not a curated record. Lineage: Eukaryota; Metazoa; Chordata; Aves; Accipitriformes; Cathartidae. Gene Ontology annotation, molecular function: phosphatidylinositol binding; ubiquitin binding; metal ion binding. The annotation marks the transcript as partial. The transcript has 17 exons.
AGGCAAGUGGAGACAAGUGUCCGCAGUAAGAUCCUGUACCUUAUCCAGGCCUGGGCUCACGCCUUCCGCAAUGAGCCCAAGUACAAGGUGGUGCAGGACACCUAUCAGAUAAUGAAGGUUGAAGGUCACGUGUUCCCGGAGUUCAAAGAGAGCGAUGCCAUGUUCGCUGCAGAAAGGGCUCCAGACUGGGUCGAUGCUGAGGAGUGUCACAGAUGUCGAGUGCAGUUUGGCGUUGUGACACGGAAGCAUCAUUGCAGGGCCUGCGGGCAGAUCUUCUGCGGCAAAUGCUCCUCCAAGUAUUCCACCAUCCCCAAGUUUGGGAUUGAGAAGGAAGUGAGAGUCUGCGAGCCCUGUUAUGAGCAUCUCAACAAGAAAGCUGAGGGUAAAGCUGCUGCCACCUCCGAACUGCCGCCCGAGUACCUGACCAGCCCCCUCUCUCAGCAGUCCCAGCUGCCUCCAAAGCGUGACGAGACGGCUCUGCAAGAGGAGGAGGAGCUCCAGCUAGCUAUUGCCUUGUCUCAGUCAGAGGCCGAGGAGAAGGAGAGAAUGAGGCAGAAAACAACCUACUCCAUGUACCCGAAGGCUGAGCCCACACCCGUCACGUCGUCAGCUCCCCCGGUCAGCACGCUCUAUUCCCCACCCGUGAAUUCCUCUGCUCCCUUGGCUGAGGACAUUGAGCCGGAGCUGGCUCGGUACCUGAACCGCAACUACUGGGAGAAGAAACAAGAGGAAGUUCGCAAGAGCCCCACGCCGUCAGCACCUCUGUCCCUCACAGAGCCAGCUGCUCAGCCUGGGGAAGGCCACCCUGCCCCGCUCGGUGUUGUUGAGCAGCAGUACCAGAAUGGCGAGUCUGAGGAGAACCACGAGCAGUUCCUGAAGGCGCUGCAGAAUGCAGUCACCACGUUUGUCAACCGCAUGAAGAGCAACCACAUGCGGGGCCGCAGCAUCACCAAUGACUCUGCCGUAUUGUCCCUCUUCCAGUCCAUCAACAACAUGCACCCCCAGCUGCUGGAGCUGCUCAACCAGCUGGACGAGCGCAGGCUGUACUACGAAGGCCUGCAGGACAAACUGGCCCAGAUCCGGGAUGCGCGUGGGGCUCUGAACGCGCUGCGGGAGGAGCAUCGGGAGAAGCUGCGCCGUGCAGCGGAGGAGGCAGAGCGCCAGCGCCAGAUCCAGCUGGCCCAGAAGCUGGAGAUCAUGAGGCAGAAGAAGCAGGAGUACCUGGAGAUGCAGCGCCAGUUGGCCAUCCAGCGACUGCAGGAGCAGGAGAAGGAGAGGCAGAUGCGCCUGGAACAGCAGAAGCAGACCAUCCAGAUGAGAGCCCAGAUGCCAGCCUUCUCGCUGCCUUAUGCCCAACUCCAGGCCAUGCCCGCAGCCAGUGGAGUGAUCUACCAGCCCUCUGGGCCCACCAGCUUCCCUGGCACCUUCAGCCCGGCCGGCUCCGUGGAAGGCUCUCCCAUGCACAGCGUAUACAUGAACCAGGCAGCACAAGGGGGCACGGGGCCGUACACCGCGAUGCCCGUCACAGGGACAGAUCCCAGCUUGGUGAACGCCUACAUGUACCAGCCGGGGGCAGGCAGCGGGCAGGCGGCUCAGCAGGGGCAGGCAGUGCCCACCACCACCCCGGCGUACUCGUCCUACCAGCCAACUCCAACGCAGGGCUACCAGAGCGCAGCCUCGCAGUCGCAGAGCAUCCCGGCCAUCUCUCAGGCCCCCCAGUCGGGCGCCAUGGGCUACAUGGGCAGCCAGUCGGUCUCCAUGGGGUACCAGCCCUACGGCAUGCAGGGCCUCAUGUCCGCCCUGCCGGGCCAGGAAGCCGCGCUGAGCAGCCUGCCGGCCCAGCAGUCCUACCUGCCCGGGCAGCAGCCCCUCUACCAACAGAUGGCACCUGCUGGGGGGCCCCCCCAGCAGCAACAACCCCAGCCGGCGCCCGCCCCCGUGCAGCAGCCCCAGGGCAGCGGCGAGGCCCAGCUCAUCUCCUUUGACUGAUCUCUGCCGCGGGGCGCGGGGGGAUCCCCUGUAACACUACUCUUCAUCCGGAAUCACUUCUGUACUUCAGCCGCUCCUUCUGCCCUCUCGGGGCCCCCCCUGCCCCGCGUCUGUCCCUGGCCUGGGGGACGUGGGAGCACAGGGUCCCACCGUUGGCUCUGGGGACCCAGCAGCAGAGCAGCCCCCUCCCCUGGCACCCUGGGGCUGCUCUCCUGCCUCAAUCCCCCCCCCCCUUCUCCUGCCCCCCCCGCGGGACCCGGCCGUGCCGAGGCAGGCGGCUCCCUUGCCGGUGGCCAGGGCGGGUUGUGGCCGCAGGCCCCGGGGGGGAACCGCGCUCGCACCCGGCCCCCACCCCGCUCCCCGCCGCCUCGGGCAUCGCGCUGUCCGGCGCCAGCUUCGCCCUCUCCCGCCCCUGCCGAGCCCCGUUCCCCGCCAGCGCCUUCUUCCCCUCCCUGCCCGGCGCCUCUCGCCGGGCCGGGCCUGUCCCCGUCCCCGCGGCGCGGCCGCUCCCUCUACCGCUCCUCGCGGGGGGAAACCGAGCGCGAAUGGUGAUAAUAAAGUGUUGGGAACGA